GUCCGUUCUGACACUUGCCAAGACAACAUAGCCAUUGAGCUGCAUUACAAGGUCGAUAGUAGGACAGUAACACAGAUUUGUUGCCUUAUGCUGGUCCAAAGGUCUUGUUUUGUUAAUUACGAGUUCCUGGCUUUUAGAAACGUCACGGUUCAAUAACAGUAGGGUGCUUUGCACGUCCUAGCCCUACUUUCGCGUAUACUGUGAUAGCAUUUAGCUUGUUUAGCAGUCAUCAUGGCAAUGGUGGGACUGAGAGCUUCUUACCACAGAAUCCUCAACAGGAUUGAGCAUUUGCUGCCGGCUAAGCUGAGACCCAUUUAUAACCAUCCUGCAGGUCCAAAGACUGUAUUCUUUUGGGCACCAAUGUUUAAAUGGGGUCUGGUCAUGGCUGGUUUAGCAGAUCUGACACGUCCAGCCGACAAACUAAGUACCUCGCAGUCUGCUGUACUGACAGCCACAGGUCUCAUUUGGUCCAGGUAUUCCCUGGUUAUUAUUCCCAAGAACUGGAACCUCUUUGCUGUAAACUUCUUUGUUGGAGGGGCAGGAGGCUCACAGCUGUACAGAAUAUGGCAGUAUAAGCGGGAACAGAAGGCAAAACAGAAGGAGACUGCUGCACAAGCUUAAUAGUAGUGCUGCCUAAAGUGCAUUCAGAGGACCCAAAGGGACUCCUCCACUGAUAUCCUAGAAGCUUCAUCAAUCAUCCUAGGAGACUUACAUUUUUAUUCAGAAAACUGUUGUUUUGAGUUCUGACCCCUACAUUGUACUGUGCCAUUAGACCUCAUAGGUUACGAUUGUUAACAACGCACAACGUGUUACUAUUUCGUGUUAGUAUAAUUGUACAUUCUUCAAAAUGCUUUUCUUGUUACAUACUUGAGUUACCAUCAUAAUGUUUUCCAUGAGUGAAUUCCUUAACUCAGCCUAUGACAUAUGGUUAAAUGAAUGUCUCUGAAUAAAUUUUAAGACUCUA
Messenger RNA from Paramisgurnus dabryanus, 964 nucleotides. It is a transcript of the gene mpc2b, whose product is annotated as mitochondrial pyruvate carrier 2b. Gene Ontology annotation, biological process: pyruvate import into mitochondria. NCBI's taxonomy places the organism in Eukaryota, Metazoa, Chordata, Actinopteri, Cypriniformes, Cobitidae. The record is from RefSeq and is a predicted model, not a curated record. Gene Ontology annotation, cellular component: mitochondrial inner membrane.